AAGCUGUUCGUGCCUCGUGAUGGGGACGGGUUCCCCAGCAUUGAUAAAUGUCCCAUGAUCCGCUUUGGUACUAUUCUUGUGCUCCAUUGUGGGAUAUCGGAACCAAGCUGGAAUCCCCGUAUCUUCUCUUCUUCCGUCAGUUACAGGCUGUUUGUACCCGUUUUCCAGUAGCCCCAAAGCCUUUGCAAGAAUGGCCACCACACUCCCUCACCUGGCCGAAUGGGUCCAGGCGCAGGAGCUCCAGGGCCCGCGCAUGAAGGACGCGCCCAUCUUCCAGCGCAACCUCGAGGAGACGCUCGACCUGCGGCGGACGGAGCACAGCCUCAUCACGCUCCGCAAGCGGCAGAACCAGGUCGACCUCUCGUCCAACGACUUCAUCUCCCUGGCCGCGAGCGGCAUGCUGCGGACCGCCUUCUUCGAGGAGCUGGCGCGCCACCCGGGCUUCAAGCUCGGCAGCACCGGCUCCCGCCUGCUCGACGGCAACAACGAAUACAUCGAGCUCAUCGAGCGCGAGAUCGCCGCCUUCCACGGCGCCGAGUCGGCCCUGGUUGUCAACUCGGGCUUCGAGGGCAACUGCGCCAUCUUUUCGACCAUCCCCCGGCCCGGCGACGCCAUCGUCUACGACGAGCUCGUCCACGCCAGCGUCCACGAGGGCAUGGCGCGUAGCAGCGCUCUCUGCCGGGCCUCAUUCCGCCACAACGAUGUGGACUCGUUCCGUGACACCCUUGAGACCGUCCGCGACUCGCAGCCUCUGAUCGAGCGCGGCCAGCGCUGCAUCAUCAUCGCCGUCGAGACGAUUUACAGCAUGGACGGCGACGUGUGCCCCCUCACCGAGCUGGUCGAUGUUGUCAAGGAGCUCUUCCCAAAGGGCAACGCCCAGUUCAUCGUCGACGAGGCCCACAGCACAGGCAUCGUCGGCGACAAGGGCGUCGGCCUCGUCGGCAUGCUCGGGCUGCAAGACGACAUCGCCAUCCGGCUGCACACCUUUUCCAAAGCGCUGGCUUGCUCGGGCGCCGUCAUCUUGUCGAACAAGACGGUCCGCAGCAUGAUGGUCAACCACGCGCGGCCGCUCUUCUUCACCGCGGCGCCGUCCUUCCCGACGCUCGCGGCCAUCCGCUCCGGCUACGACCUCCUGAAGAGCGGCAAGACGGGGCCGGCCCAGCAGCGCCUGCAGGACCUCCUCAAGCUCUUCUUUCGCACCAUCACCGGCCACCCGGCGUGGCGGCCCGCCAACGAGGCCGGCGUGCUCCGCGUGCCGCUGGCUGACGACUGGGAGGCGCAGCCGUUCCAGACGCAGAUCGUGCCCGUCUUGACCGAGGCGCGCCACAACUACUUCCUGUCGCUGCACCUGCAGCUUCAAAACUACUUCGCCUUCCCCAUCGACCCGCCCGUGGUGCCCAAGGGCGCCAGCCGCGUGCGGCUCGUGUUCAAGGCCACCAACACGGAGGAGGAGGUCGCGGGCGUCGCGAACGCAAUCUGCGAGUGGGCACAGGAGAUGCUGGACAUUAAGAAGAGUGGCAACGCCGGCCAGCUCCCCAAGGGCGCCCGCACCGUGUUCGCCUUCGUCGCCGACACCGCCGGAACCAACGGCACGAACGGUCACGCGUGAAGUAGUAGCUGGAGAGGGCGUAAUCCGUUUUUAAACCUGUCGUCCCCAGGGGUUAUGUUUGAUAGAGCUGUGUCUAUCUUGAAUAGACGCAUGCGUCCUUGAAAGUUCUUUAACUCUCCGCGAGCAUACAUUAGAAACUGAACUCGUUGCUGUUAUUGCGACUGAUUACGCAGAUUUUACAUACUAUGUGCAUGGUCGCUGACGACCCAAGUAACCAA
Messenger RNA from Gaeumannomyces tritici R3-111a-1, 1827 nucleotides. RefSeq lists its product as hypothetical. Gene Ontology annotation, molecular function: transferase activity; pyridoxal phosphate binding. The coding region runs from base 191 to 1609 and encodes 472 amino acids. The transcript has 2 exons. The record is from RefSeq and is a predicted model, not a curated record. NCBI's taxonomy places the organism in Eukaryota, Fungi, Ascomycota, Sordariomycetes, Magnaporthales, Magnaporthaceae. Gene Ontology annotation, biological process: biosynthetic process.